Molecule: messenger RNA, 2580 nt
Organism: Prorocentrum cordatum
Lineage: Eukaryota; Dinophyceae; Prorocentrales; Prorocentraceae
Source: the annotation of a GenBank genome assembly
AGCCGCGCGGCUCGAGCGGCCAGCGCUGCCGCGCGGCCAGUGCGGCCCGGGCCUCGGUGGCUCGGCCGCUGUGCCUCCCGCCGAGGGGCGGCGAUGGCCAGGGUAGCACCAGCAGCGGACGUGGCCUCGAGCCCACGGUGCGGGAGCCCACUGCACGAUUCGACCCGCGUUCCCUCGAAGAACUCGCCCAACAUCCUUUACAAGCGCUCCUAUACGGCUGGGGCGGAAGGCGUCCGAGACGGCGGGACUAGUUCGAAGAACUCGACCAACAUCCUGUACAAGCGCUCUGCCUCGCACGAUUCCACUCUCAAGACGAGCAUGAGCAUCGUGCACCUCCAGAGGGCGACCGAGCCGGGCAGGUGGACAGCCCGGGACUGGUACGAGUCCAAUAUGGCCAUGUCGUGCCGCAGGUUCAUCCGCGGCAGGUUCUUCUCGUUCUUGACGUUAAUAUGUUUGUUCAACGCCUUGUUCUUGUACGAUGCAUUCAUCGUGCUUCAGGUGUAUUGGAUCGUCGAGACCAUGUCUACAGUUGGGUAUGGCGAUUACGCCCCCACAACUUUUUUGUCUCGGUUGGUGACUAUGGUUUGCAUGGUAGCUGGAGUCGUCUUCUUCACAUACCAGUUGGGGAGGAUCCAGAUGAUUCUGGUGAAGCAUAAGAAGGGCACAGGCGCAUUUACACCGAGCAAGGGUAAAGAGCAUGUGAUAUUGAUAGGAGGGGGCGUUCGCAAAGUCGACGAAACGUUGCUGAUGGCAUUUUUGGAAGAGCUGUAUCACAAGUCUUACAGAAACCAAUGGCCAGAGCUCGUGGUUAUGACCUCUCUUGUCAAUAGCAUGGAGAAGAUGCGUGAGCUCGUGGACCGCGAGCUGGAUUGGCAGGCGCGACAGAACGUCCACUUUAUGGUCGGAUCCCCUCUCAGCCUGGCCGACCUGGAACGCUGCCGGUGUGAUAGCGCCACGCUCGUCUUCAUCAUCGCCGACACGUCUGGCAUCAACGACCCCCACGAGGACCUGAGAUUUGACAAGCAGAACAUCCUCCGGGCUCUCAGUGUGAAGAACUCGUUCCCGGGCUUGCCUUUUCGGUUGAUGUUAUUGCUGUCGGAGUCCAAGGAGAAGGCGGCGCACGUGGGCUUGCGGCCACAGAGGUGCUUCUCUGUGAACCAGAUGCGCAGUUGUCUUUUCUGGCAAGCCUGCCGCUGCAAGGGCUGGAACACCCUUCUGUGUAACCUGAUGGUCACGCGUGACGCUGAUGAGGUGGAUAGCGCGAUCUUGCUGGAUGCGCCGUGGCUAGAGGAGUAUCUCCUCGGUCUUGGGCACGAGGUCUACGGCUUUCUGCCGCUCCCUGAGCUGCACGGCAAGUCCAUCAGGGCUUUGACCAAGGAUGCGUUCAGACGCUUUGGCAUUUUGGUUAUCGGUGCGCAGAUUCACGGCCGCAUCGUGUUGGCACCGAUACAAAGACACGAUGCAGGGAUCAUACGUGGCGGGACGGUGCUAUUCGCGUUGGCACAGGACGAGGAUGAUUUACGAGACAUCGCUGUCGACAAUAAUACAUUGUGUUGGAAAGAUGUCUUUACCGAGGAGCGGUUGCAGAUGUUCGCCCAGGAGAAGCGUGAGCCGUCGCAUUUUUUCGUGAGUUUGGACAGCUUGGACCAGGCAAUCGAAGUGACGUCCAGAGAGGAGUCCGACAAUUCUCACGAGCGUGACUCGUGCGGGUUGAUUGCCAACGAGUUCGAUGGUCUCGAGGAAUCCGACAUGGGUAUUCGCGGUGGCGGAGGGCGCCGACCCGCCCGCGGACGUGGGGAGCCCACAGCCCGGCUUGGCCAGCUGCUGCUUCCCCAGUCCGCCCUCAGCGGCCAGCCAGCCGUCCCGGCGGACCUCUGCCCGCGAGAGGCGCUUUCCGCGGCAGGACAGCCCAGGCGGCGUCGCCUGGGCGGGCCACGGCACGCAGGAGGUCCGCGAGCUGCCCGUGGUUGCCAGGAGGCCGUCCUCCAGCAGGAAGCUCGACAGGCUCUCCGAGAGGGCCCGGACCGCCCGGGAGGCGGCGCUGCGGGCGUCGCGGCCCGUGCCCGAGGAAGGCAGCGGGCAGGAGACCGAAGGCGGAGCACUGCAAGCGGGGGGAGCUCCGCAAGCCGGUCUAGCCUCGUCAACCACCCGCUUGGAAGGCGCGGCUCGGUGCUGUCCAGUGACUCCGACCCGAUCUCGGGCCAGCUGGUGUCGACGCUGGCCAUGCGGGCGGCGGACAUCCGGGCCCGCGCCAUGGAGGCGCCCUUCGUGCUGCUGCUGGCCCAGAGGUCCUGGUCCUCCGCGGUGAGCUUCGUGCGGCAGAGCCGGGCGGGGUACCUGCCGUUCGACAUGCCGAUCGUGGUGUUAUGCCCGAAGGUGCCCGCCCAGGACGUUGCGGAGGCCCUGGACCUCGAGGGCGACACGAACCUUGGGGCCGUUCGGGGCAGCGCGAGCCUGGCGUCCGACCUCCUGCGGAGCGGAGCGAGCGAGUGCAGCACAAUCGUGUGCGUCGGGCAGGAGGCGGAGGACGAGUCGUACCUCGGCUCCGAGCUGAUACCGUGCUGGACGCGGACGUGGUGA